AUGGCUUCUUCCUCUUCCUUAGGACCGUUUUCUCCUUCGCCACCGUCUUUAAUUCCAGUGAUGAAAGAGGGAGAGUGUAGAAACUGGGCGGAACUUCCGUCUGAAUUAACGUCAUCGAUCCUACGCAGGCUUGACUCGAUUGAUUUAUUAGAGAAUGCUCAGAAAGUGUGUACAUCAUGGUAUCGUGUCUGUAAAGACCCUGAGAUGUGGCGUAAGAUAGACAUGCGUAACUCUGGAAACUUGGGGUUGAACCUCGAGACCAUGUGCCGUCAUGCAGUGGAUCGUAGCAAAGGAGGACUGGUUGAGAUUGACAUUUGGCAUUUCGGUACUGAUUCUCUCCUCAACUACAUUGCUGAUAGUUCAAGUAACCUGAACAGCCUUAGACUUGCAAUCUGCUCUUUAACAACAACCGAUGGACUUACCGAAGCAAUUGUGAAGAUUCCAUUGCUUGAAGAACUCGAGGUCUCAUACUGCUCAUUGUCCGCAGAGUCUCUGAAAGUUGUAGGCCAGUCUUGUCCUAAUCUGAAGACACUGAAGCUAAACCGCGAGGCAUUCAGCCGUUUUCAUUACGUGAGUGAUGAUGAUGCUCUUGCAAUCGCUGAAACGAUGCCUAGACUUAGCCACCUCCAGCUUUUCGGAAACAAAUUAUCAGACGCUGGUUUAAACGCCAUUCUUGAUAACUGCCCUGAUCUGGAGCAUCUGGAUCUACGUCGUUGUUACAACCUUAACCUUUUUGGAGAUCUGAAGAAGCGUUGUUCCGAAAGGGUCAAAGUUUUGAGAGGAACUUAUGACUUGAUUUGGGAUUACCCAUAUGAUGAGUCUGUUAUCUGUAAGGAAACGUAUCAAGAUCCUUAUUCUGAGUAUUAUUCUUAUGACAGUUCAAGUGACAGUGACUAUUCUGACUAUGAUUACGACUCGUAUUAUAAUGAUGAUGUGUAUGAUCCUUUUAAGAAAAAAAUGGCAUCUUCUUCUUCCUACUCUCCGCCACUAUCUGCUUCCGUGCCUCAGCUGAUGAAACGCGAAGAGCCAAUAAGAAACUGGUCGGAGCUUCCGCCGGAACUGAUUUCAUCGAUCCUACUCCGACUUAACUCGAUUGAGAUACUCGAAAAAGCUCAGAAAGUGUGCAGGUCAUGGCGCCGCGUCUGUAAAGACCCCUCAAUGUGGAGGAAGAUUGACAUGUACAACGACGGAGACUUGGGAAGCAUGGGGUACGAUCUGGAGAUAAUGUGCCGUCAAACAGUGGAUCGUAGCCAGGGAGGCUUGCUUGAGAUCGACUUGUGGUACUUUGGUACUGAUAAGCUACCCAAUUACAUAGCAGACAGGUCAAGUAAUCUGAGAAGCCUUAGACUGAUAAUGUGCUAUCCAAUAGCAGACGAGGGAUUUGUAGAAGCAGUUGCGAAGCUGCCAUUGCUUGAAUACCUCGAGAUUACAUACGGAUCAUUGUCAGGAGAGUCUCUGAAAGUUGCAGGACAGUCUUGUCCGAACCUGAAGACAUUGAGGCUAAACUCCGAACCUGACCCCAAGUUUUAUGACGAAGAGUGUAAUGACGAAGAAGCUCUAGGGAUUGCGGAAAGUAUGCCCGAACUACGCCACCUCCAGCUCUUUGGGAACAUACUUACCAACACGGGCUUGACCGCCAUUCUUGAUGGUUGUCCACUUCUGGAACACCUUGAUUUACGCAAGUGUUUCAACAUAAGACUUGAAGGGGAUCUGGAGAAGAGAUGUUCCGAGAGGAUCAAAGAGUUGAAACGCCCGGAUGACUCAACCGCUGGUCACCCAUAUGGAUUUAACAUCGAGGAUUUAUCAGGUCCCAGAGGCUAUUAUUGGGAUGAGUUCUAG
Molecule: messenger RNA, 1839 nt
Organism: Eruca vesicaria subsp. sativa (arugula)
Lineage: Eukaryota; Viridiplantae; Streptophyta; Magnoliopsida; Brassicales; Brassicaceae
Source: the annotation of a GenBank genome assembly